Molecule: messenger RNA, 2091 nt
Organism: Entrophospora sp. SA101
Lineage: Eukaryota; Fungi; Glomeromycota; Glomeromycetes; Entrophosporales; Entrophosporaceae
Source: the annotation of a GenBank genome assembly
AUGCUGUUAAGUUUAAGGAAGGCCGAAACUACUUUAGGCGCUGGUAACGAAGUAGGAAGAUCGUGUUUAGUGAUUCAAUACAAGGGUAAAACUGUUAUGCUUGAUGCAGGUGUACAUCCUGCAUAUAAUGGACUUGCCGCACUUCCAUUUUAUGAUGAGAUUGACCCUGCUACUGUUGAUGUUCUACUCAUUAGCCAUUUUCAUUUGGAUCAUGCUGCAUCAUUACCUUAUUUUCUAGAAAAAGUAGGGUUUACUACAUUUCAAGGUCGUGUAUUUAUGACUCACCCAACAAAAGCCAUUUACAAAUGGCUAUUAUCUGAUUAUGUGAGGGUCAGUAAUGUUGCUCUAGAUGAUAUGCUUUAUGAUGAAAAAGAUCUACAACGUAGCUAUGAUAAGAUUGAAGCAGUAGAUUACCAUCAAGAAGUUGAGGUUGAAGGAAUAAAAUUUACGAGCUAUAAUGCUGGACACGUUUUAGGUGCUGCUAUGUUUUUAAUUGAAAUAGCUGGUGUUAAAAUAUUAUACACGGGUGAUUAUUCAAGAGAAGAAGAUAGACAUUUAAUGGCAGCUGAACUUCCUCAUACUCAAUCUGAUGUAUUGAUUACUGAAUCCACUUAUGGUGUACAGAGUCAUGAACCAAGAUUAGAAAAAGAAGCAAGAUUUACUGGUCUUGUUCAUGAUAUCGUACAACGUGGUGGAAGAUGUCUAAUGCCAGUUUAUGCAUUGGGUCGUGCACAAGAAUUAUUAUUGAUUCUUGAUGAGUAUUGGGAAGCUCAUCCUGAAUUGGAAUCGGUGCCAAUUUAUUAUGCAUCAUCUUUGGCAAAAAAAUGUAUGGCUGUUUAUCAAACCUAUAUCAAUAUGAUGAAUUCCAGAAUACGCAAACAAUUUGCCAUUUCAAAUCCUUUUGUUUUCAAACAUAUUUCAAAUCUUAAGAAUUUGGAUAAUUUUGAUGAUGUUGGUCCGUGUGUUAUGAUGGCAAGUCCGGGUAUGUUGCAGAGUGGUUUAUCAAGAGAAUUAUUUGAAAGAUGGUGCCCAGACAAAAGAAACGGACUUGUAAUAACUGGAUAUUGUGUAGAUGGAACUUUAGCUCGAGAUGUUAUGACGGAGCCACCGGAAAUACAAGCGAUGUCUGGAACCAAAAUCCCAUUACGAAUGUCAGUUGAUUAUAUUUCUUUUUCAGCGCAUGUAGAUUACACUCAAAACAGUAAAUUCAUAGAUGAAAUUAAGGCACCAUAUUUGGUACUUGUACAUGGAGAAUCUAAUUCAAUGGCAAGGUUGAAAACAGCGUUACAAAGUAAAUUUAAUGAACGCCAAGAAAAUAUUAGGAUUUUUUCACCAAAAAAUUGUGAAACAAUAAGAUUAUUUUUCCAAGGUGAAAAGUUAGCAAAGACUAUAGGUCAAUUAGCAGCAAAGUAUCCUGUGGAAAAUCAAAUUGUUUCUGGAAUAAUUGUAUCAAAAGAUUUCCAAUUCAAUAUCAUGGAUGAAAAUGAUCUUAAAGAAUUUAGUGGAAUAACUACAUCAUCCAUCCUUCAAAAACAAUCGAUUUCAUACAGUUCAUCAUUUUCUUUAUUAAAGUAUCAUCUGGAACAAAUGUAUGGCGUGCUUGAAGAAAUUAUAGAUAGUGAGGAUGUGCCCACUAUAACAAUCUUAGACUCGGUAAAAGUUAGACACAUUGGUAAAAAUCAGGUGCAGCUUGAAUGGUUGGGAACAUCCAUGAACGACAAAAUUGCUGACUCUGUAUCCGCAGUUAUUCUAAAUAUUGAGAGCAUUACAAGUCCUCCGCAUCACACUCAUAUACUGGAAGAUCAUGAACACGACGCAAUGGAUACCGACAAAUCGGAAGGUGACGGUGAUAAAACAGAGAAAAUGACGACAACAAAGAUUUCAGCAUUGCAAAUAGCAGAAAAUUAUUUUAAAAAGCAAUUCGGUGAUGCAAUAAGUAAAACGGAUUCAAAUGAAGAGAUUAUUAUUAAAGUGGACAAUAUGAUCGCCGAAGAGAUUACAACCGAUGAUGAAAUAUUAAGAAAUAGGAUAGAAAGUAUUGUACCUCGUGUAGCAAAGCUUUUAAGACCACUAGAAUUUUGUCCAGAGUAA